This is a messenger RNA of Opisthorchis viverrini, 1266 nucleotides long. RefSeq lists its product as hypothetical. NCBI's taxonomy places the organism in Eukaryota, Metazoa, Platyhelminthes, Trematoda, Opisthorchiida, Opisthorchiidae. The coding region runs from base 60 to 1034 and encodes 324 amino acids. The transcript is spliced from 7 exons. The record is from RefSeq and is a predicted model, not a curated record.
CCGGGCAGUUUACAUAUAUUUCGUUAAGAUUAUCUACAGCUUAUUCCUUCUUCAGUGCCAUGUCUUUGUAUCGAAACGUUGUCUGGUUUACCAAGGGGAUACGUGAAUACACCAAGAGUGGCUUCGAAUCAGCUUCAGCGCGUUUUGACCCCAAAGAACUUGAAGGAGUCCGCCUAGAUAAUCGACGAGUAAUGGUUACUGGAGCCAAUUCUGGAAUCGGCUUGGCGUGUUGUAAAGAGUUAAUCAAACGUGGAGCCGAGAUACACAUGGUGUGUUUGAACAUGGAACGAGGUCAAGCUGCUCGUGAUGCUAUUAUUGAAGCGGCGGGAAAUCCAAAUGCGACAGUCCAUUUACACCAGCUGAAUCUGGCCAAAGCAAAGAGUGUCUUUGAGUUCGCUAGACAGUUUUCCACAACUCAUGACCGCUUGGAUGUUCUUAUCAAUAACGCCGGUUGUAUGGCCAACGAGUUAUCCGUGGAUGCGAAUAAUCUUGAAGUCAAUUUUGCCACGAAUACUCUUGCUACUUACAUACUGACGGAGACUUUGUUGCCGAUUCUGAAGAAAUCCACUGAUCCUCGUGUGAUUGUGGUCAGUUCUGGCGGGAUGCUCGUUCAGAAACUUGAUCAUGCUGAUCCAAUGCUCGUGAAUCAGAGAAACAGUUUUGAUGGCACCAUGGUCUAUGCGCAGAACAAGCGGCAGCAGGUUGUCAUGACCGAAAUAUGGGCUGAAUCCCAUCCUGAUAUUCAGUUUGCUUCAAUGCAUCCGGGUUGGGCCGAUACUCCGGCGGUUGCCAACAGUAUGCCCGAUUUUCACCACAGAAUGCAUGGACGUCUGCGCACUCCGGAGCAGGGUGCUGACACGGUUGUAUGGCUUGCAUUAACCCCAAAUCUUCGAAAAUAUCCAAAUGGAUCCUUCUUCCAAGAUCGCAAGGUGGUCCCGAAACAUCUACCACUCGCUCGAACCCAUUCAUCACACAACGAAAAACUUCAGUUUAUCGACAAGUUGGCCGAAAUCGCCAAACCUUUCAUGACUUAACCUUCAUUUCGAUCAUACCUUUCUAUCCAAACAAUCAGUUUUCUCUGCUUUGACACUCUUGUUCCUUUCUAGUCCUUUGAUACAUUUUUUGAAAACAUCAUGGAACCUGCCUUUGUACUGCGUCGGCUUUUUCGACUUUUCCUCUUUUAGUAUAAUUUGUGUUAUCCAUAUUGAAUUCGCUUUUGUUUAUUCGCACUGCACACUAUGACCUUUGUUGUUGCUGAGUUGCUUG